AUGGGCCUGGAUGAGGCUCCGAUGGCGCACCGGCACCACAUCGAGGGCCUCGACCGGACGCUGCGCGACCUGACGGGGUCCGAGCAGCUGUUCGGCGGCAAGGUGGUGGUGCUGGGCGGCGACUUCCGGCAGGUUCUGCCUGUCGUCCGGCACGCCAACCAGGCAGGCAUCGUGGACGCCAGUCUCCGUCGCUCGCCGCUGUGGCGCCACUUCAGAGUACACCGGCUGCGGGAAAACAUGCGCGCCAGGCUGGCGCAGGAGGAGAACCAACAGGCCGAGCUGGAGGAGUUCUCCACCUGGCUGCUGCAGCUCGGCAACGGCGAGCUGCCCACAGACGCCGAGGGACGGGUCACCCUGCCGCCGGCGCUGGUGCUGGAAGCCGAGUUGCCGGCCGUCAUCGACUGGACCUUCGGCAACCUGACCGACGCCGACAGCAUGGCGUCCCGCGCCGUGCUGGCGCCCACUAACAGCACCGUCGACUCGGUGAACAGUUAUGUCACCGACAUCUUCCCGGGCCAGGCCGUGGAGUGCCUCAGCGCAGACGACACCGUCGGGGAGGAGCAGGAGCCGGUACCCCAGGAGUACCUCAACGGGCUGUGUGUGCCGGGCCUCCCGCCUCAUCACCUGCUUUUGAAGCCCGGCAUGCCGGUCAUCCUGCUCCGAAACAUCGACCCGGCCAGGGGACUGUGUAACGGCACCCGGCUCCUGGUGGUGGCCGUCCACGGCGGCCGGCUCCUGGAGGCGACCGUGGCCUGCGGCAGCGCGGCCGGCCGCCGGGUUCUCAUCCCCCGCCUGACGCUGCAGUCGCCGGACGACGCCUUCCCGUUCGAGUGGUGGCGGCGCCAGUUCCCGGUGCGGCCCGCCUUUGCGCUCACAAUCAACAAAGCGCAAGGUCAGACGCUCCGGCGAGUGGCCGUCCUUCUGCGAGAGCCCGUGUUCGGCCACGGACAGCUCUAUGUUGCCGCAAUUAGCAAAUCCAGCUGGAUUUGCUAA
This is a messenger RNA of Amphibalanus amphitrite, 993 nucleotides long. RefSeq lists its product as uncharacterized. Bases 1 to 993 code for a protein of 330 amino acids. Gene Ontology annotation, biological process: DNA repair; telomere maintenance. NCBI's taxonomy places the organism in Eukaryota, Metazoa, Arthropoda, Thecostraca, Balanomorpha, Balanidae. Gene Ontology annotation, molecular function: DNA helicase activity. The transcript has a single exon. The record is from RefSeq and is a predicted model, not a curated record.